Messenger RNA from Daldinia decipiens, 1583 nucleotides. Its product is annotated as putative glutathione S-transferase. The transcript has 2 exons. Lineage: Eukaryota; Fungi; Ascomycota; Sordariomycetes; Xylariales; Hypoxylaceae. The coding region runs from base 472 to 1269 and encodes 265 amino acids. The record is from RefSeq and is a predicted model, not a curated record.
UGAGGAUUAGGUCUUCCCAUGAUGGCCUCGUGUAACUAUAAUACUUAUUAAUUCCAAUCGUAGUGUUACUUACACUGCUUACUUCAGGUUUACCUAAGAGGUAGUCUAUGAUGUAGCCUGCAACCUAUGCUUUUAGUGCAAAAUAAUUAUACCUCGGCACCUUUUGGCCGUGGUUCUACAAAUCCUCUUUUGUCGUAUGAUGAGUAAUGAAGCUAGGAUUUUGCAGCUUUUAAUUAAGACUAAAUUAUAGUCUUGUUUACUAUUUGAAUCCAGGCUCGACUUACAUAGAACUUAACCUAGUCUAGGUAUAAAAUUCAACAAGACCCAGACAGCGCCCUCAAGGGACAUUACCUUUCUUCUUUCAAGCAUACAAAACAGUCUUAGAGCACCUUUUUCUAUACCAGCUCAGGUAUCACUACCUAAAUCACUCUCAUAUUCUAACAACUCACAAUCAUCUACGUGCUGUCCACCAUGGCCACCGAAGAGCAGCCCAAAAUCAAGCUUUACUGGCUAGAGCAGUCUCGCGCUCAAAACAUCCUUUGGCUUCUUGAGGAGCUCAAGGUGCCUUAUGAGCUUGAAACAUUUCGUCGAGUAAACAUGCUCGCCCCUCCGGAGUUGAAGAAAAUUCAUCCGUUGGGAAAGUCGCCCGUGAUCUCUAUCACACCUGCAGGCUCGGAAGAACCUAUCGUUCUAGCCGAGAGCGGGUUCAUCACUCAAUACCUGAGCGAGCAUUUCAGCCAAGGCACCACCAUGAUGCCUAAGCGCUGGAAGGACGGCCAGGACGGCAAGGUCGGCGGCGAGACCGAACAGUGGCUGCGGUGGCAGUAUCUGCUCCAUUACGUCGAGGGUUCUCUGAUGCCGAUGCUUAUAAUGGCGAUGGUCCUGGGAGCGCUCAAGGGGUCCAAUAUCCCCUUCUUCAUCCGCCCUAUCACCUCCAUGGUUGCCAACCAGAUCUUCAGCCGCCUCGUGUUCCCGAACGCGAAGUCGCAGCUGGGAUUCCUGGAACAGCAGCUAGCGACUUCGGGAGGCGACUACUUGUGCGGCCCGGAACUCACAUCUGCGGACGUGCUUAUCAGCUUCGCGUUAAUCGCAGCUAAGGAUAAGUUUGAGACUUUUGGAACGUGGGAAAGCGGCGGUCCUAAGGCGUUGUUUCCUAAGGUGUUCGCGUACAUCGAUAGGCUCGAGGCACAUCCCGGAUACGGGAAGUCGGUCCAGAAGGUUAAGGAGAUUGAUUCGAGCCUGGGCAUCAUGUUCACACCCAAGAUGUGAAAUUGAAAACUCCUGAUUAUGCGGUAUCACUCAUCUUCAUGCGAGAUCAUCACGAAUACCGAGUACAUGCAACGCGAAUUAUGCCUACAUAGGUACCAAAUUGAUGCGGGAUGGGGACGACUGAAAAACUUGCUGCAGCCGUUACGCUGGUUUAAGCCUUGACCUACCCUAGGCCCGGCUUGAUUAGUGUCUUAAACUGAACACGGCAUGGAAACAAAAAGCUAUGGAUAUGAGACGUACUAUCGAGUAGGAGACUGUCUUAGAUAUGAGCAUUAUAGUUGGAGGAAUUAGUGAUUGUAUAUACCUAGGUAUAA